GGUGUUGAGGCACAGUGACAGACUUCUGUCGGAAAAGAUGGCGGGUGGACGAGGCUGUCCAUGGUCCCUAGUCUUGUGGACUCUCCUGGGGCUUAUCCUCAGCACACAAGCCCUCAAUCCAGAUGACCCCAACGUCUGCAGCCACUGGGAAAGCUAUGCGGUGACCGUCCAGGAGUCCUACGCUCACCCUUUUGACCAGAUCUACUACACCAGGUGCACCGACAUCCUCAACUGGUUCAAAUGCACCAGGCACAGGAUCAGCUACAAGACGGCGUACCGGCGGGGCGUGAGGACCAUGUACAGACGCCGCUCGCAGUGUUGCCCGGGUUACUUUGAGAGCGGAGACCUGUGUGUCCCUUUGUGUACAGAGGAGUGCGCUCAUGGGCGCUGUGUUUCACCUGAUACCUGCCAGUGUGAACCAGGGUGGGGAGGACUGGACUGCUCCAGCGGCUGCGAGAGCGACCACUGGGGGCCGCACUGCAGUAACCGCUGCCAGUGCCAGAACGGGGCGCGCUGCAACCCCAUCACGGGCGCCUGCGUCUGCACCGACGGCUACCAGGGCUGGCGCUGCGAGGAGCCCUGCGAGCCGGGCUACUACGGCAAGGUCUGCCAGCUGCCCUGCCAGUGCCUGAACGGGGCCACCUGCCACCACGAGACCGGGGAGUGCCUGUGUGCGCCGGGCUACACCGGAGCCUUCUGUGGAGAGCGCUGUCCCUCGGGCAGCCACGGCACCCAGUGCGAGCUGCGCUGCCCCUGCCAAAACAGCGGGGUGUGUCACCACGUCACCGGGGAGUGCUCCUGCCCCGCGGGGUGGACGGGCUCCGUCUGCGCCCAGCCGUGCCCGUUCGGCAAGUACGGCAUCAACUGCAGCCAGGAGUGCCCCUGCCGGAACAACGGGCUCUGUGACCACAUCAGCGGCCAGUGCCAGUGUGCGCCGGGCUACAGCGGAGAGAGGUGUCAAGAGGAGUGCCCGGUUGGCACCUACGGCGCUCAAUGUGCUCAGACUUGCGACUGCCAAAAUGGCGCCAAGUGCUACCACAUCAACGGGGCGUGCUUGUGUGACGAGGGCUUCAAGGGGGACAACUGCCAGGAGAGAUUCUGCCCCCAGGGCCUCUACGGCCUCAUCUGUGACAAGUACUGCCCCUGCAACGCUAGCAACACCCUCAGCUGCCACCCUCUGUCCGGGGAGUGCGCGUGUAUGGCGGGCUGGGCGGGCCUGUACUGCAACGAGACGUGCCCGUCUGGUUACCACGGCGAGGGCUGCAGCCAGCCGUGCGACUGCGCCAACGGGGCCGACUGCGACGGCAUCAGUGGAGCCUGCGUCUGCGCGCCCGGGUUCAUGGGAGAUGACUGUACUGUAACUUGUCCCCCUGGACUGCACGGGGUUAACUGCUCAUCCCACUGCUCCUGUCGAAACGAGGCGUCUUGCUCCCCCGUCGAUGGCUCCUGUGUCUGUCGAGAAGGCUGGCAGGGGGUGGACUGCUCCAUCCCCUGCUCCAGUGGCACCUGGGGCCUGGGGUGUAACCAGUCCUGCCUGUGUGCCAACGGGGCGGCCUGUGACCCCGUGGACAGCUCCUGCACCUGCUCCCCAGGCUGGAGAGAGGAGCACUGCGACACGCCCUGUCCCGAUGGCACAUACGGGCCGGAGUGUGGGGGGCGCUGUGACUGCAGCCAUGCUGAUGGCUGUGACCCUGUGAGUGGUGACUGCAGGUGCCUGGCUGGCUGGACAGGGGUCCACUGUGACAACGUCUGCACCCAGGGCCGCUGGGGCCCCAACUGCUCCAUCACCUGCUCCUGUGAGAACGGGGGCUCCUGUUCGCCUGAGGACGGCACCUGUGUGUGUGCCCCAGGGUACCGCGGAACGUCCUGCAAGCGCAACUGCCUUCCUGGGUUCUACGGGCAGCGCUGCAGUCAGUCCUGCCCUCAGUGUGUGCACAGCUCCGGGCCCUGCCACCACAUCACCGGACACUGCGACUGUCUGCCCGGAUUCUUCGGCUCCCUGUGUAACCAAGUGUGCUCCAGUGGCCGGUAUGGGAAAGGCUGUGCGGAAGUCUGUCUCUGCACCAACAAUGGCACCUGCAACCCCAUCGACGGCUCCUGCCAGUGCUUCUCCGGCUGGAUCGGAGACGACUGCUCUCAGGCCUGCCCUCCUGGACACUGGGGCCCUGACUGCAUCCACAUGUGUAACUGCCACAACGGAGCCCAGUGCAGCGCCUACGACGGAGAGUGCAAAUGCAGUCCGGGCUGGACCGGCCUCUACUGCACUCAGCGCUGCCCCUCGGGGUUUUUCGGGAGGGAGUGCGCGGAGGUGUGCCGCUGCCAGAACGGGGCGGACUGCGACCACAUAGGAGGGCAGUGCACCUGCCGCACCGGCUUCAUGGGGACCAGCUGUGAGCUGAAGUGUCCUCCCGGGACCUUUGGCUAUGGCUGCCAGCUGUUGUGCGAGUGUCUGAACAAUGCCACCUGUGACUAUGUGACAGGAACCUGUUACUGCAGCCCCGGCUAUAAAGGCAUCCGCUGCGAUCAGGCGGCCCAGAUGAUGGAGGAGCUGAACCCGUACACUAAGAUCAGCCCGGCGAGGGCGUCGGAGCGCCAGUCAGUGGGCGCGGUGAUGGGCAUCAUCUUCCUGCUGCUGAUUAUCAUGUCCAUGCUGAGCCUGUUCGUGUGGUAUCGGCUCCGGCAGAGGGAGAAAGGUCACGACAUGCCCAGCGUCUCCUACACCCCUGCCCUGCACAUCGCCAACGCCGACUACUCCCUCUCCGACACCUCUCAGAGCAUUGGCAAUGGCCAAUGCUUUUCAAACCCCAGCUACCAUGUGCUAGCCCACCACCCGCCUCGCUCCACACCUCAACAACCUGGACCGGAAAACUGCCACCAAGGCACGAGUAAGAGCCAGCGGGGAGGCAGGACCGGCGUGGACUGGAGGGGCUACGGUAACCUCGGCGACCUCGGUCAGUGUCCGCCGCCCGCCUCCUCAGAGUACACACCUGUGCACCCGUUUCCCUGGGAACCGGCCUCGCCGCCCCACGGCCUGAACACUAAUUAA
This is a messenger RNA of Conger conger (European conger), 3046 nucleotides long. Its product is annotated as multiple epidermal growth factor-like domains protein 11. Gene Ontology annotation, molecular function: protein binding. The transcript has 23 exons. Gene Ontology annotation, cellular component: membrane. The record is from RefSeq and is a predicted model, not a curated record. Bases 38 to 3046 code for a protein of 1002 amino acids. NCBI's taxonomy places the organism in Eukaryota, Metazoa, Chordata, Actinopteri, Anguilliformes, Congridae.